UGACGUGAGCGAUCCUCCUGUUUGUUUGUGUAGCUCGAGGAUGAAAAUGGCGGUGGGGAGAGAUCAACGCGAGAAUUAAACACACAAAUGACCAUUUGACUUGGAUGACAGCAGCACUGCAGCUCCGUGAGGGAAUAAAGAAGUACUUAUCGUCAAUCAAGUGCAUUUACAACAACAAACACCCAGAAUUCAACGGGGAAAAAACUGCGUCCUGGAUUUAAAAUAGCUCCUGAAAUUAGCCCGCUAACCUCGUUAGCUUAGCUAGCCUUCAACUGGAAGGUUUAACGGACACCACAGCACCACAUUAACGGAAUUAUUCUGUCAGAAUAAGAUGAACUCGAAUGCAAGCUCGGUUGUAGGCGCUGAGCUUGUAGAAUUAUUUGCAUUUGACUGAAUGCAUAACUAAUCGCUCCAUCUGGCAGUAUUAGCCAGCAAACAUCAUCCUCCAGCCUUCUCAAAGUUCAACGAGCAUUUGCAAGAGGAGAACGGACUGAACAGGUUGCAUUGAGCACUAAUUUCCUCCUGCCUCCCCUAGUGGGAUGGUUCUGCAUGACAGGGAGGGUAUGGUUCUGUAACCCCCUCUCUGUCCUCCAUAAACCCAGUGGACCACAGCCAUAGUGUUCCCCUCAAUGAACAUCCCUCUGGAGCUCUAGAUCAAGUUACAUUGGGUGUCCAUUCUCUGCUGCCUCCCCCCAGUGGGAUGGUUCUGCAUGACAGGGAGGGUGUGGCGCCAUAGCCCCCUCUCCUUGAGAUCUCUCCCACCUCAUAAACCCAGUGGACCACAGCCAUAGUGUUCCCCUCAAUGAGCAUCCAUCUGGAGCCCUAGAUCAAGUGUGCAUAUGCUCAAAAUGAGUGCUGCAGGGGAAAAUGCCCUUGACCCCAACACCCCAGAGUCACGGAAGAGGAGGGGCUCUCCCUGUGAUACCUCUGGUCCCAGCGUGGAGAAGCGACGGCGGGAGCUGGAAUGCCGCUAUAUUGACGAACUGGCUGAGUUACUAUCGGCCAACAUGAGCGACAUUGCCAGCUUGAACGUGAAGCCGGACAAAUGCCACAUCUUAAAGAGCACCGUGGACCAGAUCCAGCAGAUCAAACGGCGCGAGCAGGAGAAAGCAGCUCUGAUGUCUCCUGAUGAUGAGGUGCAAAAGAGUGACAUAUCGUCCAGCAGUCAGGGCAUGGUGGAGAAGGAAGCCCUUGGGCCACUCCUCUUGGAGGCCCUGGAUGGCUUCUUUUUCGUUGUGAACCGUGAGGGGCGCAUUGUGUUUGUGUCUGAAAAUGUCACCAGUUAUCUGGGUUAUAGCCAGGAAGAGCUGAUGACCUCCAGCGUAUACAGCAUCCUUCAUGUGGGAGAUCACAAUGAGUUUGUGCGCAACCUGCUACCCAAGAGCCUUGUAAAUGGUGUCCCAUGGCCUCAGGAGCAAGGCCGGAGGAACAGCCACACGUUUAACUGCAGGUUGCUGAAAAGGCCUCCAGACGAGGUGGACUCGGAGAACCAGGAGGCCCGACAACAGUAUGAGCUCAUGCAGUGCUUCACGGUCUCUCAGCCCAGAGCCGUGCAGGAGGAGGGCGAGGACCUGCAGAGCUGUUUGAUAUGUAUCGCAUGCCGAAUGCCCCGUCCACCUCAGAUCCCUGUCAGUACGGAGUCCUUCAUCACCAAGCAGGACCCUACAGGGAAAAUCAUCUCUAUUGAGACGAGCGCUCUGAGGGCCACAGGCCGACCAGGUUGGGAGGAUCUGGUCAGGAAGUGCAUCUACGCGUUCUUCCAGCCUCAGGGCAACGAGCCCUCCCAUGCCAAGAAGCUGCUUCAUGAGGUGAUGACCCACGGCACGGCCAUCAGUCCUCUGUACCAUUUCACACUCAGUGACGGGACGUCCCUCAGUGCGCAGACGCGCUGCAAAUUCUGCUGCCCCCAAAACCCAGACGUACAGCCCUUCAUCAUGGGCAUUCACACUAUAGACAGGGAACACAACACUGCUAGCUCUCAGGAAAACACUACCCCCAGCCUUCCAUCUCCUGCUGCCCCACCCUCCCGUUCACCUGCCCUGCAGCCCUCCAGUGACCUCAGCCUCCAUCUCAACAACAGCAACGGCACCUGUGCCACUCCUGGACCCCCCACACCCACUCCACCAGGCUACCUGACACCCAGUCGCAUUGGGCCCUCCCAGCAGGUCAGCAGCCCCUCUCCACUAGGCAGCCCUCUCACAUCCACCCCUACCUCAUUCAUGUCGCCCCGACCUCCACGGGGCAGCCCGGGCCUGGCCAGCAGCCCACGCUUGCCCAGCCAUCCUUUUUCCCCCUCGGCGCCUGGCAUCCAGUCGCCCGCUGGCGGACUGACCAGGCAGCAGUCUGGCGGCGACAGUGUCAGUUUCUCUCUUCCCUCUCCCCUGCCACCCAGACAGACUCCAACCCCCAGCAGCUCCCCGGCACGUCAGCCACCGGCCAAACCGCCAGAAGCAUCCACUGAUGAUUCUAAGACAGUAGGCAACCCUAAACUCAACCAGCUCUUGGAUGGCAACCCCGAUGCGGGUGCCCCCGAACACGACUCCCAACCCCGUCCCGCACCCGUGUCCCAAUGCCCGGGCUCUCACAGCAGCCUGACCGAGCGCCAUAAGAUUCUGCACCGCCUGCUCCAAGACAGCAGCCCUGCAGAUGCGGGCAAGGAGCCCGACAUCAAGAAGGAGCCUCCGACCAGUCCCAAUGCGGCCUUGGUAGCACGGGGGCUCGGGAAGGAGCCCCAGGACCACCAGCUGCUACGUUUCCUGCUGGAUACAGAUGAAAAGGACCUGGAGGACUUGCCACCUCCAGCCGCCCUCAGCCUACAGACUGUCAAGGUGAAGGCAGAGAAGAAAGGGAGCAGAGAGAACGUGCCCUGUGCCGCUGCUGCAGCCACUAACAUGUCUGCAAUCGCCUGCUCACCUCAAUCCAGUGACAAGCCCAGCCCGCAGUUUCCCAGUACUGAUCUGGACACUUUGAACCAGCUCUUGCCCACUCUGAGAAGCUCUGUGGGAGGUAAAUCUAUAGAGGAGCCAGUGCUCGUCCAGCCCAGUGAGGAAAACCUUUCCAUCGGGGUGAAUGUGAAGAGAGAGUCACCAGGAACCUCAAGCCAAGCAUUCCCUGAUGGAUCAAACCUCUCAAAUCAGUCCUCUUUUGAGUUCUGUGACCCCUCUACACCAAACCAAGGUCAGGUCCAGGUGCCGGAUCUUGGGCAGACAGACCCGUUUCAGCCUUCAAAGGAGAGCAGCAGCCCCUUUGCCAGUCCAACCAGCCUCAACUCUUUCAACACCACCACAGGUCUGGCCAAGCUGGAGCUUACUGAUUCUCAGCAGUUCCAACCCUUGUCCCUGGUUGAACCAAUGACCUUCGAUAGCAGCUUGGGCAGCCAGACACAGGCGCCUCUGUCCUCUCCUCAAGAGCAGUGUGUUCCGUGUCCGCUGGAUGAGAUGCUGUGUCCACCCACCACUCCCGAGGGCCGUAACGACGAGAAGGCCCUGCUGGAGCAGCUGGUCACUUUCUUGAGCCGUACUGACGAGAGCGAGCUGGCCGAGCUGGACCGAGCUCUGGGCAUCGACAAGAUUGUUCAAAGUGGAUGCCUCGAACCCGUCACCCAGACCUUUCCUCAGUCUCAACCCCCAACACCUGUACCCAUGGACCCCAAGCUGCCCAGCUACCCCUCUCAGUUCCCUACAUCACCCUCACAGUUCCCUGCUGAGAUGGGCACAGCACAGGGCAUGAGUUUCGGGGCCCCACGGAUGGCGUUUCCAGGCAACGUGGGCAUAACGGUGCGGCCCGGCAUGAACCGAGCUCCUGGUGUGCCCAACCAGCUGCGGCUACCUCCCAACCAGCUGAGACUCCAGCUCCAGCAACGUUUGCAAGGCCCACAGCAGCUCCAGAACAGGCUUGCAGCCAUGGGCCAGUUCCCACAGGGGGGGCAUGUUGCUAUGGCGAUGCGUCAGGGCAUGCAGCAGCCUCAGAUGCCCUCUCAGCCUCCGCUCAACGCUCAGAUGAUGGCGCAGCGGCAACGGGAGCUUUACAGUUUCCAGCACCGUCAGCGGCAGCUUCUGCAGCAGAAGGUCAUGCUGAUGAGGCAGGGGAUGAACACAGGGCCUCUGGGGGCUCAGCGAGUUCCUAAGGGUCCCCAGCAGCAACAGCCGCCACAACAGCAGCAGUUUGGCUUUCCUCCAGGCUACAGUGCCGUGCCUGGGAACACCCCUACCUCCCCGAGCCAUUUUAACCCCAUGGGAGGACCUCUGGACCCCAAGCUGCCUACCAGGGGGGGUAUGGGAAACCAAGGAAUUAUGGGAGGCAUUCAAGGGCAAUUUGGGGGGCCUGUGAACACUCCUGUUCAGCAGGGGCUUUUUCAGCAAUUUGGGGGGCCUGGCAUGAUCCAGCAAGCAGAUCCAUCCUUUGCUCCUGAGCUGAGUCCAACCAGCCCCCUGCUUUCACCUCAGAACUCCACCUCCCAGAGUCCUCUGCUCCAGCAAGCACAGCCUCCACCUGGUUAUCAGUCACCUGACAUAAAGAACUGGCAGCAAGGGGCCAUGGGCAACAACAGUAUGUAUAACCAGGCAGGCCAGCCUGUCUCUCAGAGCUUUGGGCAGCAAGGCGUUUAUAACAACAUGAGCAUCACCGUGUCAAUGGCUGGAGGGUCAGGAGCGGUGAGCACUCUACCUCCUAUUGGACCAUCUGUCGGCAUGGGCAACAAUAACCUUGGCAAUGUUACUUCAAUGUGUAACGAUCAGGUACAGCAGGUUCAGGUGUUUGCUGAUGUCCAGUGCACGGUAAACCUGGUGGGCAGUGACUCCUACCUUAACCAGUCGGGGCCCAUCGGGACCCAGAAAGGCCCGAGCGGGACCCCCACAGCCCAGUCUCAGCAGAAGAGCCUCCUCCAGCAGCUCCUGACCGAGUGAGCCGCCCAUUUACCAUCUGCCAGAGGACUGUCUCCACAUGUAGAGAUUUUUAUUCUUCACCUUUGGUUUCUAUACAGUAUAUCUGCAGGGUCGGUGUCUGGGGCCCAGGCUUGUGAGGUUUCAUAGCCGUUCGACAAAGUGCUCAUUCCUGGUCACCUUUUUAAACGCCUGUUUCCGAAAAGGAGAAAAGAUCACGUUCCAGAAUUUGCCAAGUCUGUAAAAAAGGACCUGCUGCUUCUGCCGGCUACGCGUCCUUGUCAGUCAGGCCAACGUUGCAGUGCUUCUUGGAGAGCGGCGCAGCAGCUGAGCUCGGAUUGGUCGGAUUAGAAACUGGGGCAGGUUUUUGCCAUGGUGUUGCUAUGUUCAUGGUAUAUUGCUCAGUUUCAGCUGGAUCUGUGACUGAUAGGCUCUCCUCAGCAGUGCCUGAUGAUGGGAGGAAUUUCCCGCCUCUUUUUAUUUGUUAGUCUGUUCUGUUUGUUGUUUUUUUUGUUUUGUUUUGUUUUUUUGUUUCGUUUGUUUUUGUCUGUUGUCGUUUUCAGAACAAGCAUCGCCAGGAUGGGAGACUGCUCUGUAGUGCGUAUCCGUCUGCCGCAGGCUUUCCUGGCAACACUGUUUUGAAACAGCAGACCGUUUUUUAACAAUGUCCUACACAUUUCCCCCCCUCAGCAGCUGUGAAUACGAGCCACUUAGGGUCAACUCAGCCUAUCAGUGUUGUUUGCGGCGAUGUGUUGUGCAGGUUGGUAUUAUUGCACAGCACAGACGGACAAAGUUGGGACAAGCUCACACUUUGUAAUUUCCUUUAAAAACGAAACAUCAUCAAAUUUCAGGCAACUCAUUUCGAAAGCAUCAACGUAACACCAGUUCUUUUUUUUUAAUGGCUAAAUCUGUAAUGUCACACCCCGGUAAAUAUUACAAUUGCACACAGGUGCGAAAAAUGUAGAUUGUACAUUGAUUUUCAUUAUACAGUUGAGUGUUUCAAGGAUGCUCUUGAAAACCACAGGUGCUCUCUCCCGUCUGGAGGAGCGAGGUGUUGUCUCGCGCAACGUCCGCACCGUCGGCUGCAUUCUCCAGCUCUUUGACUGCUCAUGAGACUACUGUUGCCCAGUCAGACACUGUUCAUCAGCAUUAUCUUUUGUUCCUUUACCCACUAGUCACCCCCUCUUAAGAAUCAUUUAAAUUUGAUUCGAACCUAAACAUUCGAAAUGAAGCUAGUUACAUGAACAGAAAAUCGAAAAUGUAAAUCAAAUUGACACGCCCACAUAAAGACUUGCUGUGGUCGAAAUUGAUGUCUCACCGUGUGAGCACGAAGUAUUUCACAACUCGAAAUAGCGUUGCAUGCGCGACCGUCUCCCCUUCUCACUUAUUUUCAUUCUCCUUUAACGGUGUUCUUUUGUUCGUGACUCACUUCGUGGAGUUUAAGUGCCGUGUCUUUGUGCGUGUGCUCUGUAUACAAAGAAUGGCUCUUUUUCUCCAAUGCUACACCAGCUUAGAUUGUCCUUACGGGGAAAAUUUCAUAAAGCAGAUCCUCAUUCGUCUACGAAAUUCAGCCGGCAGUAUGUACUGUUGAGAUCGAGCCACUUUUUGCUAUAAAUGUACAUAGACAUUACAAAAACCAAGAUGAAUUGACAAAUACAUAACAUUUAAAUCGCUCUGUGUUUUUUCCCGUUUUUUUUUUUUUUUUGGCUCACCCGAAAAAAAACACAGACGUCGUAAUUAUUAAUUUCUGCCCUCCUUUUUGGGGAACAGGCAUUCCUGUAUAGAUAAAAUGGUUUUUAUGCAGUGGAUAAGAUUCAUUUAAUGAACCCUACCUUUCAUCAUUACCGUGUUUAUGCCAAAUAUACCAAACUAGCAAACAGCGCCUAUUAAUAAUGUUUUUAUUGUUUCGUUUUUUUUUUUUUUUUUUUUUCAUUUAUAACGGCUCUCACAGUCAGUACACAACAUCAAGGUACAAUAGAACUAUUCAGAACCUGGAUUAUCAAAGUAUUGUGUAUAUAACAGAUAAAUGUGAAUAUGUAUCUGUUCAGAAUCAACAAAAUGUAGUGCUCCGAGUUUGUGGUAAUAACUACUUGCUUCCAUUUUGUUUGUUUUUUUUGUUUUUUGAGAUAUGUAUGGCUGUCUGAAAGCGUGUAUGUGUGUGAUUAAUACUGUAUAUCUGGUGUUUAAAAUGGAAAAACAGACAAAUGUCCUGAUUUUGAUUUUCUUUUUUUCUUUUUUUUCCUCCUUCUUCUUCUUUUUUUUUUUUUUAAUACCUGCAACUUUUCCUGUGGGUGUUGAGAUUGCUCUAUAUGUGAGAAUGGUUUAGCGACUGCUGAAUGUGACUUUGCUGAGGGAGAAGCAGCAUGGACUGGCUUUUGUACGGGUUAAUUUAAAAAAAAAAAAAAAGGCCAUAUUAUUUAAUUUCUCUGUUGUCAAAGUUUAAACAGCUCUGACAAAGUGGAACCUUGGUUUGAGAACAGCGCUGGCUCAUUGUAGUGGGGUUUCGUCAACUGCCUGAUGUAGUUUUGCCAUGUGUAAACGCUCUUAAGACAAGAACGGAAUAAUGACCAAAGCUUCAAGAUACUAAAAGAUUCAUAUCAUAUGCAAGGUUCAUGCAAUUGGACAAAUGUAGCAUCGAGUUUUUCCUGAAUAGGCGUCCCAUAUCCCGUCAUGUUUAUAACACUACCAUUUUGUUCCACACUUUUAAUUUAUUGUUUAGACAUCACUUCCCCUAGCUGGUUUGAUUAUUUUCGAAGAUGUUCGGUAGUGAAUUAUCUUCAGACAUUCCCCCGUUGCUACUGAUCUACCAAACAUGCAAAUGCCUCUUCGGGAGGAACUUUAGUCACCGUUUUCAGGAAGACAGAUUUCUAACCGCCAGCUAUGCACGUUUAGAGGUUAAAUGAAAAGCAUUUGGCUUUUGUUUUAAAUCUGACACGACUCAAAACUGAUUAUUGCUUUGACUGCAGUAUUCUAGCCAUGCAUGCUAACAAAUAUCUCCUGUUUUUCCUCUAUUUUGUUUUUUUAAACUCAAGGAUAUACAUAAUUUGUAGUUCGAAACAAGUGGUUUUGAGCUACUCGGGCUAAAAACGAGAAAACCAUACUGAUGCAACUCUACUUAGAUAUUUGACUUUAUUUAGCUGGAUUCUUUAUACCAAAUUUGAGGUGCCUCUUGUACAUAUUUUCAGCAUAGAGGACUGCUCCUCACCAUUUGAUGAACGUUUUCUUGUUUAUGAGGAUUUUCUUAUACUGACCUUUGUAAGACUUUUGCUGUAUUUUACAUGAAUUUUUUACUAAAAACCUAAAUGUACCAGGAACUUGCAAGGAAUACAAUCUAGUUUUGCACUUUACAUGAAUUACAAGGAAAGAGGCCAUGUCAAAAUCAGAAUAUAUGUUCACGAAAAAGAACGAAUACCCCCUGAAUGUACUUUCGCAAAGUGAAACGCCAUUUCGCUUUCCACGGAAAAUCAAAAAAACGCUUCUCAGGUUCUUCAGGAAGAACUUGGCUUGUCAGGCCCUCAUCAUUGGAUCUCUUAAACGAGCAGGGUAGCGGAGCCUUUGCUACAUGGGUGUUGUUUCUGCUGCAGAACCGUAGAUCUAACUAUGCCUAUCUUCUUCAGGUGCUCCACCUCCCCUUUGCCCCGUCCUUUUAGACCUCCUGGCUUUAUCUUUUGAAGACAUUCCUCAUCUGACUCUGCUUUCUGUUCAUCGCGGUCUGUGUCGUAGGCUUUGAGAGUCGUUUCAGGCCCCGCACGCUCAGUGCCAAGUGCUAAGAACCAUUUAUGCAAACUCGUACAAUCUGCAUUUCCUCAUAUCAUAGUAGUGAAUCCUACGCAUCGACCACCACACACUCUCCUCGUCAUUCAGAUGUCAUCUCUACAUGGUAUCAUCUACAGUAGCUACUGUUUACCUGAGAUUUUUCACAUAUUGUAAGUGCUGCCUUAUUAAUAUACAGAUAUAUUAGUUGUAUUGGUGAAGGGAAGUCGUGCUUGUAGCUCCACUGAAACGGCGCUUGUUCUUUCAAGGCGAGGUUCCACUUUUCACCUGUAAAAUUAAUAUAAAUAAACAAAUAUAUAUAGAUAUAUACAUUUUACUCAUUUUGUCCAGUUUUGUAUAAUACUUGUGAACUUUUUUUUUUUUUUUUCUUAAGAGGUAUCAUUGCAGCUGUGUGUGGGACAUUAUGAAUGAAGAUGUAUCUGGGAGACUUCUGCAUGUUUUGUCAUGUUUUUAUUUUGUUCGUUUUUUUUGUUUUCUCUAUAUCCAGGUUUAUCUGGAGAAUCCUACCUUUCUUAGGACGUUGUAGACAAUCAGUCACAUGCUGGGUCCAGCACCUGUAGGAUUGUCCUGCAGGCUGCAAAACUGUGUUUCGCAUCUACUGAAUCAGUCUUAUUUUUCUUGUCCAUUUCAUGGAAUUAUGUGGCUGCUCAAACUGAGAUUUGAAGUUUACACACAUACAUUUACACAUACACACACACGCAUACACAUACACUCAGACAAACAAGAAACAUUCACUCACACCUCGUGCAUAUGGCCCCUUUGUUGCUUUUCCAAGGUGAAGAUACAUACCUUGAAGGAAAUUAUGCUUUUGACUAACAAAUCUCUAUAACAUCCAUGAAUGUGAGAAUGCAACACAUUGCAAUAAAGCACCAUGUAAAAAAAAAA
Molecule: messenger RNA, 9539 nt
Organism: Ctenopharyngodon idella (grass carp)
Lineage: Eukaryota; Metazoa; Chordata; Actinopteri; Cypriniformes; Xenocyprididae
Gene: ncoa1
Product: nuclear receptor coactivator 1
Exons: 22
Coding region: 840-4904 (1354 amino acids)
Biological process (GO): cellular response to hormone stimulus; positive regulation of transcription by RNA polymerase II
Cellular component (GO): nucleus
Molecular function (GO): protein dimerization activity; nuclear receptor binding
Source: RefSeq, a predicted model, not a curated record